AUGCCUUUACCUGGUGAAAACAUCCCAAUGCAACAGAAGCGAAAAAACAAGCCAGCCACAAAAAAUGGCAGUGUAGCUACUCAGCGUUUCGCAGCACAGCAAGCAAAAGAAGACGAAGCGGCAAGAAACGCCAUUGCAUUGUUGAACCGACCUCCCCCUGAACAGCCAGUCGAACAACCUAGAGAUACCAACACAGAUUUAUUUGACAUUUUGACGAGGGUUGAUGGCAACGAUCCAGCUUGUUCUAGUGACGGCGAAGAGAACAAAGUUCCGGUGAAUCGAGCCGACUAUUAUCAAAGUACUACAUACCAGGAGCGUACACUGAGAGAAGAGGCUCACUGGGCGGCAGUUUUACUCAAGGUAUUCCUGGCUUUUAUGAUGGUUAGCCAACAAACGUAUCAAUGGUGUGAUCGAGUAUUUUGGAAUCGAGACUGGAAUCCUACCUGUAGAUGCAAAGAUUGGCAACAACGAAAAGUGGAAGUAGACACAGUCGACUUUGAAAGUCAGAUGAAGCUAUUGGUUGAGGUGUGUGACUGCACACCAGACUUGGUUCGACUAGUUCGGCUUGGCUACAUGGGUUCCCAGCCCGUCCUUCCACAAACAGCAUUUUCAAUUCGCUUGCUGCGGUUCCACCAUACAUUGUGGAAAAAUUCUAGUGUUUGA
Messenger RNA from Melampsora larici-populina 98AG31, 663 nucleotides. RefSeq lists its product as uncharacterized. Lineage: Eukaryota; Fungi; Basidiomycota; Pucciniomycetes; Pucciniales; Melampsoraceae. Bases 1 to 663 code for a protein of 220 amino acids. The record is from RefSeq and is a predicted model, not a curated record. The transcript is spliced from 2 exons.